ACCUAUAACCAUGGCAGCGGGUUCGGUCGCAGCUCCGCGCCUCAUACCCCUCCGCGCGCCGGGUCACGGAAGGGCAGGGCAUGAGGUGGACACCGCAACACCUGUUGAGAUGAAAUCAGACUCUACAGAUGUGCAGAUCUUCUACACUCUGGAUGGUAGUAGUCCCGAGGCGUGGCGGACAGUGCGAGGGGGGGAGAACUCCACCAUGAGGUACAGCGGAGCCCUCCUCCUCCCCCCAGGGAAGGUCUCCGUCAGGGCUGUGGCUGUCACCAGGGAUGGCAGGCAGAGUUCUACCAUGACCAAAGUGUUCUUGGUGUCGGCAAAUGUAACGUCGCUGAGAGGCCAGGAAGACCUCAAAGACAAGGGAUUUGGCCAGGAGACACUGCAGUGGACAGAAAGGGGUACCCCCAGCCAGUCUCUGCCGCAAAGUCCUGCAGAUGUUCUAAGAUCAUCUGGAGGCACUCGGUUCCUCAGUGGUCGUCUGGGACCCCAAGACCCCCAGACCCAGAAGAGCUCCCCCCCUACAGAACCCCCAAGACCGAGGACACUGCAGGCCACAACAGGCCACACCCAGAGCACUAGGGUCCAGCGAGAAGCGGACUUCCUCAGGUGUACCCGGUGUUUUUGUGAUCGUCCGUCUGAUCCAUUCUCGCGGUUCUGUGUCCACUGUGGCGCCUCACUUCCUCCCGUCCCGGGACAAAGACUGCCCCCUACUGAGGCAGGACAGAUGGGGGUGUGUUUUGUCUGUAACACACUGGUGCCUGUCAACACGCCCUCCUGUCUGAUCUGUGAGGCGGCCAUCCCACCUCAACUACGCCCCCAAGCCCGCAUCAAGUUGAAGGACAAAGUCUUGUGUGUGGUGUGUUGCAGUGUGAACCCAGGUCAUAUCUCCCACUGUGUGACCUGUGAGAACCGACUCGUCCCCACUCCUGCCUGGACGGCGGCCCCCCCCCCGCCCCCUGCUGGCGACCAGAGGCUGGCCUGCUCCCAGUGUCAGCGCACCAACCACCAGGACGCUAGGUUCUGCGACUGGUGCGGCGCCAAGCCCUCCCACCCUCUGAGCAGUGUGUUAUGCGGGGGCUGUGGCGCCAGCAGCCACCCCUACGCCUCCUACUGCUCCGCAUGCGGCCUCCUAUUGGUCGCCCCCCCACGAAGCCACGCCUCCUCUGUCCCUGCACGGAGGGCACCCCCACAGGGGUCACGGUUGACCGCCAAUGGAGUCACCUGGCGGUCCCUGCGCUCCCCAAACUCCUCCCACAGCACCUCACAGGCCACGCCCACCCGGGCCAGAGCCCCGCCCACCGCGGACCGGCAAACCCAGACAGUGGGUCUGUUCUACCCGUCUGGCGCUGAACUACAGAAGAGUCACCAGCAGAGGGAGCUGGCGGAGCAGGCAGCGCCUCGCAGGCCACUACUCACUGCAGUGAGCCCGGGAAGAGGGUACUGGAGGCAGCAGGUAGACCAUGUGUGUGCUCACCUGCGCGCCUACGCCCAGAACAACCCCCACUUCAGAACGCUGCUGGGGGAGCCUCGGAUGGGGCGGAUGGCGACCGUUGUGAUCAAGGAGGACGACUUCGAAGUGAGUCUGAGGCUCAGCUUCCUGCUGGGGGGGCCGGAGCCCCCGGGCACCCAGGCUAGCAGAGAGAAGCGUGCUGGGGAGAGCCCGGACCAAACCCAGACCCUGAGCAGCGUUACAGAGGGACAGAACCCUGGGAUCAACCCUACCAGUCUGGGAAAGAAGCAACCAGCACCCCGGCCCAAGCCCCGCUUGCAGACUACCCAGAAGCCCCUGGACGGCCUGCUGCUGAAGGAGGUCGGCCCGGGGGGGCAGGGCGGCGUAGCUGUGGUGCAGGAACUCCUCGACCAGGGGGCAGACCCGAUGUGUCAGGACAGUGAGGGGCAUUCCGUCCUGGUGGUUGCCGUAGUGAACGGACGCCCUGACAUCAUCCCUGUCCUGGUGCAGAGAGGAGCCGAUGUCAACCAACAGUCUGGACCGUUCAAGAACACUGCUCUCCACGAGGCAGCAUCGCAGGGCUCUGGAGGCCUGCAGUCUGCUAAAGUCCUGCUGGGGUGCAGAGCCCGGAUGAAGAGGAACGCUCAGGGCGACACGCCGUACGACCUCUCCCUGACCUGCGGCUGCCCCCCCAUGGUGCAGCUUCUCGCGGCCCAGCUGGGACACACCUUGCUGGGCACGCUGCUGCCGAACCCGGCCAGGAUCAGCCUGGAGCCCACAGCCACCGUCAGCAGCAGCAGCAGCGGCUGACCCUCACCGGCAGGACCGAACGACUGUCGGGGAUAAACUGCUGCCCAGAGGACCGCAUGAUGACAUCAUAACGAGGGCCGGUCGGACAGGAGGGUGAACCAGGCUGAAGGGCAGCUGUGGUAGGGUGGUUCUACAGAAGUGUGUGCGCCACUAUCGGUGACAUCACCCGCACCAUGGAAACAGAAGCAUGUAUCAACAGUCAGAUAAACUGAACACACGAGGACGCUGGGUUUGGCCUUCAGGAUCCAGGCGACAGAUGGAGCGCAGCACUUUGAACUCAAAGUGUACUUGGGUUUAGAAAUGAAGAAAGCUGUUGGUGGUUAACUUCUGCUGGCUUAAGUGUUAAGUUACAACUGAAAUUAACACCUCUCUGCAUAUGUAAUCUUUGUAACUUGUUAUUUCUCUUGUUGGGACAGAUGUUUUUUAGAAAUAUUAAAAUACGUAUAACUUCUAUCAUACUGACCUCCGACCACAGCACAGUCUGACACACAGGAUAUGAGGUCAUCAUUACACAUCAUGAACAUCACCCUUAAC
Gadus chalcogrammus (walleye pollock) is the source of this 2797-nucleotide messenger RNA. It is a transcript of the gene dzank1, whose product is annotated as double zinc ribbon and ankyrin repeat domains 1. Gene Ontology annotation, biological process: eye photoreceptor cell development. Gene Ontology annotation, molecular function: protein binding. The transcript has 20 exons. The coding region runs from base 11 to 2263 and encodes 750 amino acids. The record is from RefSeq and is a predicted model, not a curated record. Lineage: Eukaryota; Metazoa; Chordata; Actinopteri; Gadiformes; Gadidae.